GCAGUCAAAUUGAACUCGAGCCACAUAUGCCCCCGCCGUUGCAGCCGCUCGCCGCGGCUCCCGCCUGCGCGCGCACGCUGGCCGACCUCCUAGUUGCGCUCUCAGCCGCCCGCGCGCUCCCCAAGGGCCAGCAGCUCCAUGGCCACCUUCUCAAGGGCGGCCAUCUCCCCGCCGUCGCCUCCUCGCACGCGCUGCUCGCCCACCACCUCCUCACCUUCUACGCCCGCUGCUCGCUCCCCGAGCUUUCCCUCCGCGCCUUCCUCGACCUCCCCGCUCCCCCCUCCCCCGCCGCAUGGUCCUCCCUCAUAUCCUCCUUCGCCCAGAACGGCCUCCCGGCGGCAGCCUUUGACGCCUUCCGCCGCAUGCUCGCGGCCGGGGUCGCCGCCACCGACCGCUCCAUCCCCCCCGCCGCCAAGGCCGUCGCAGCUGCCGCGGACUCCUCGCGCCCUCCGCUUGCCCCGCACGCCCUCCAUGGCCUUGCCUCCAAGACGCCGUUCGCGGGCGACGUGUUCGUGUGGUCGGCGGUUCUUGACAUGUAUGCCAAGUGCGGGAACCUUGCGGACGCCCGCCGGGUGUUCGACGAAAUGCCGGAGCGGAAUGUUGUCUCGUGGUCUGCCCUCAUUGGUGGCUACGCGGAUGCUGGGAUGCAUCCUGCAGCACUCUGCAUCUUCCGCUCGGCACUGGAGGAGGCUGUGCAGGUCAAUGACUUCACAGUUUCGUGCAUUGUUCGUGUAUGUGCUGCAGCCACACUCUUUGAGCUUGGGGCUCAGGUACAUGCCCGAUCUAUAAAGACAGCACUUGAUGCAUCGCCGUUUGUGGGCAGCUCGCUUGUUUCUCUGUACUCGAAGUGUGGCCUUGUGGAUUGUGCUUACCAGGUGUUCAGUGCAGCACCUGAGAGAAACCUUGGGAUUUGGAACGCAGUGCUCAUUGCAUCUGCACAGCAUGGCCAUACUUCCACAGCAUUUGAACGUUUCACAAAGAUGCAGAAUGCCGGGUUCCGUCCUAACUUCAUUACCUUCCUUUGUUUACUCACAGCAUGUAGCCACGCUGGUCUUGUCGAUGAGGGGAAGCGAUAUUUUUCCCUCAUGAAAGAAUAUAGAAUUGAACCGCAGGUUGAACAUUAUGCUGCAAUGGUUGACCUACUUGGUCGUGUAGGACGUAUAACUGAAGCACUGGACCUUAUUGAGUCAAUGCCCAUGGAACCACCUGACUCUGUUUGGGGUGCACUCCUAAUGGCAUGUCGCAUGUUCAAGGAUGCAGACACUGCGGCAAUUGCUGCAAAGAGACUGUUUGAGACAGGGUCUCGCAGCUCUGGUGCACACAUGCUCUUGUCAAGCACGUAUGCAGCUGCAGGAAGGCAUGUCGAUGCAGCACUUGCAAGGAAGGCAAUGCGUGAUGCAGGUAUACGGAAAGAGACUGGUCUUAGCUGGCUUGAGGCUGCAGGGGAGGUGCAUACCUUUGUUUCAAACUGCAGGAGACAUCCAAGAAGCAAUGAAAUUUAUAAUGUGCUGGAGAAAGUUGGUAAGAAAAUGGCGGCAGCUGGUUAUGUGGCAGACGCUAGUGCAGUGGUUAAGGAUGUGGACAGAGAUGAGAAGUGCGCAUCACUGGGGUAUCACAGCGAAAGGCUAGCAAUAGGGUUAGGGCUCUUGAUUGUUCCGGAAGGUGUGCCAAUCCGAGUUAUGAAGAACUUAAGAGUGUGUGAUGAUUGUCACAAUGCAGUUAAGUAUCUCAGUAAGUGUACAGGAAGAGUUGUGGUUCUCAGGGAUAACCGUCGAUUCCACCGGUUUGAAGCUGGGUUGUGCUCUUGUGGGGAUUUCUGGUGAUCUACACCAUUCUCUUUCCUAUUGCCCUUAUUGGGCAGUUUGGCUCACAUGGAUUCAUCGAUUGGGUCUUUCACUUAAAGUACAUUUCUUUGAUAAAUGGGUCUAUGUGAACUCAGAAGCUGAUACGAGUCAUAAAGUUUAUUUUGGCAUUAUGGUGAGGUGAUGGAUUCAAUUUUAGGGCUGCUUGGAAAUUUUGCAAUAAGUCUGGUCACUUAGGAUGAAACAAUUCUUGGAUAUGGAAGAUGGCCACAUAGUGCUACUAUAUAUUCAGGGACGACAUGACUCUGUGGCCUUCUUAUUUGCAGUAUUCAUACAAUGUACCAUGGAUCCACUGGAACAUAGCAUUUUUUGUAGAAUAGUUAGAGAAGAACUCAUGAUAUCAUCUUAUGAGUUAUGGCAUCAUACUGUGGUGCAUAUUGCUUUCACAUGAGUGUAACCAUAGCCCCUCACAGAGCGAUCGAACAUUAGUUGCACUUGUUUAUUCCAUUUUAUCCGGGAGAAGAUCAAAAUGGGCCACUAAACACACUGUUGUGCAUAUCUCUCCACUGUUGUGAAAUCGACCGCUUCAUGCUUUGGCAGACCCAUGUGUUCAUGCCUUUUUCUUGGGCUUGUCUGAUAAUCUGCAUUUAGUAUGUACACUUUCAUUCCAAUGCCCUGCGAGUCCUAAAAGAACUGCCUCUCCAGUUUCAGCGAAACUGCAAAAUAUUGAUUUCUUUGGAUUGGAUGUUGUCACCUGUAUUUGUAUACUGAAACUGCUGGGCUUAUACAUGCUCUCGUGAGACAGAUCCUUCAACAGGAUAUCCUUAGGGUCAACCUCAGUUCAAUGAUUUGACGCUACUUCCUCCUGCACAGAAGAAUGACUGAGAAACUUUCCGGGAAGCAUGCUCUCAAUAACAGGGAAAUGAUGGCUGGAUCCUACACUGGUGGUUAUGUCUUUCUAAACAUAAGUUUCAAUUAUUGUAUGGCCAGUGUCACUAUCUGUAAUUCUUCUGUGAAGGAACUAGACUCUGAUUGUGUACACAAUCACUGGUGUUAUUGGCCAGAGUAAAAUCUUGGGCAAAAGACACUGUUCAUUGCUGGUCCCAAA
This is a messenger RNA of Aegilops tauschii subsp. strangulata, 2910 nucleotides long. The record is from RefSeq and is a predicted model, not a curated record. NCBI's taxonomy places the organism in Eukaryota, Viridiplantae, Streptophyta, Magnoliopsida, Poales, Poaceae.